AAAGUAAUAAACGUCAACUACUUUAGGAGUUUAUAAGACAUUGAAAGAGAGCUAACCAACAAGUUCUCCUACAUCUGUUUCACGCAUAUUGCAAAUAUAAUAACAGUGAUGAGGAAGCCGAUAGGAGGUGUAGGGAAUCACAAGGAUUUGAUAUCCAGUGAGAAUGGUGGGAUAACGAUGAAGAUGAGGAAAGGUUUGUGGUCGCCUGAAGAAGAUGAUAAGCUAAUGAACUACAUGAUCACCAAUGGUCAUGGCUGCUGGAGUGAUAUAGCUCGUAAUGCCGGUUUGCAGAGAUGCGGCAAGAGCUGUCGGCUCCGUUGGAUAAAUUACUUGAGGCCUGACCUUAAACGUGGUGCUUUUUCUUCUCAAGAAGAAGAACUCAUCAUUCAUCUUCAUUCCCUCCUUGGCAACAGGUGGUCACAAAUUGCUGCACGAUUGCCUGGUCGUACAGAUAAUGAGAUCAAGAAUUUUUGGAACUCGACCAUAAAAAAGAGACUAAAAAAGUCAGCAUCAAAUUCAGCGUCGCCGAACAUGAGCCAUGACUCAUCAUCUUCAGAACAUCAGGAAGUCAUGGCUGGAUUGAUGUCCAUUCAUGAUUCUAGCAACAUCAUGGCUAUGUACAUGGAUGCAACAAGACAAUAUUCAUCAUCAUCAUCAUCAGCCAUGCAAGCCAUGACCAUGAACCACUUGAUGGAACCAUUGACACUUUCUGAUGCUGAUGAUCACCAUCAUCAUCAGCAUGCCUCAUGCUAUGGUAAAACACAAGUUGGCAUCGAUGGUAAUGGGGUUAGUUACCACGGACGUUAUGAGAUCUUUGGGGGGAAUUUAAGUUUAGUAGAUGAGAUUUUCGGCAUCCCACCAUUAGAUAUACCCAACGAUAAUCAAUAUACCAAUACUGAAAAUCUUCAUGAUAGAAACCCCAUGAUCGUGAGUAACAACAUGAAUAGUGUUAUUAUCAACCAAUGUUAUAACAAUAACAAGCACAAGGUACAGACCCUAGCAGCAGGGUUUGAAAACUGUUGGGAAGGAGGGAAUGACCUAAAAGUUGAAGAAUGGGACUUUGAAGAACUAAUGAGAGAAGCUUCAUCUUUCCCUUCACUUGAUUAAAUCUUUCAAAAAGUAGAUUUUUUUUUAAUUACCCUCAAAUUUAUUUUUGCCAUUUUUUUGAAAGGGGAAUACUUCUUUUAAUUUCCAUAUUUUGCAGUAGUAACGAGUAAAAAGUUAUAGAAUAAAAUGGCACGAAACAUAUAUGGAUACAAUGGGAGCCGGUGUGCAAAAACUUUACUGUAUAGAUAUAUAGAAAGUGUACAUGUACAUCAUCAUGUAAGAACAAUCAGGCGAACAGAUCAUGGGUGGUUAAUAAUAUUCAA
Molecule: messenger RNA, 1370 nt
Organism: Lactuca sativa (garden lettuce)
Lineage: Eukaryota; Viridiplantae; Streptophyta; Magnoliopsida; Asterales; Asteraceae
Product: transcription factor MYB83
Source: RefSeq, a predicted model, not a curated record